Messenger RNA from Exophiala aquamarina CBS 119918, 816 nucleotides. RefSeq names its product isopenicillin-N N-acyltransferase. Gene Ontology annotation, molecular function: SNAP receptor activity; SNARE binding. The transcript is spliced from 2 exons. Lineage: Eukaryota; Fungi; Ascomycota; Eurotiomycetes; Chaetothyriales; Herpotrichiellaceae. The record is from RefSeq and is a predicted model, not a curated record. The coding region runs from base 1 to 816 and encodes 271 amino acids. Gene Ontology annotation, biological process: vesicle fusion; endoplasmic reticulum to Golgi vesicle-mediated transport. Gene Ontology annotation, cellular component: Golgi apparatus; ER to Golgi transport vesicle membrane; late endosome membrane.
AUGUACUCCGUACACAAGGACAGAUUGUACCUUUGUCUCCUUCAACGACCGACACCAUGUCACGAAAUCACAUUAGAAGCACUUCUUAGCUCGUCUCCCAGCGAGCCAUUAAAACAGUCGACUGCGGUGCGUCGAGAUCUGGAGACCUUUGCGCAGGCACCAGCAACUGCAUCCCCAGCACUCCAAGGUCAAAUCUCUACUACCCUGACUAGUUUCUCCCGCACUCUCGAAGACUAUCAGAAUCUAUCACGCAAUGAGCUGAACGAAGAAAAGAAGGAAAAGGCUGUCGAGAGACUGAAGAACUUCCGCGCAGAUCUAGCGUCCUACCGCACACAGUUUGACCAACUAAAAAAGGAGCGCGAAGGGGCCGUGGCAGCCAACAAUAGGAGUGAAUUGCUAGGAAGGCGUCCACAUCACGCUGCGACCCCGGAGAAUCCAUAUGCCCACGUAGCCAACCAGAGCGCAUUCGCUCCAGCACACCGAAAUACACAAGACGGUCUCUCCUUUGGAGCGAGUCCGAAUGAGUACAGCAGGGAGAACCACGCCCUUGCCGAACAGAACUUCUUCAGCACAGCCAACGCUCAAAUCGAUGAAUUCCUAGAUCGAGGCCGGGCAGUGCUCGGCGAUCUGGGCCAACAACGAGAAAUUCUGAAAGGCACCCAAAGAAAGUUAUACAGUGUCGCGAAUACACUUGGUGUCAGUGGUGAUACCAUCCGUAUGGUCGAGAGAAGGGCCAAACAGGAUAAAUGGAUCUUCUGGGGAGGAGUCAUUGUCUUUUUUCUCUUCUGCUUCCUGGUCAUACACUUCCUCCGAUGA